AUGGAGGGAAGCGGAGGUGGUAGUGGUUCGGUGGCCACGCAUGUAAAACAGCGAACACAUGAGGCAUGGAGGAUUUGCCAAGGUUAUACAGACAAGACUAGGCCUCAUCCAACGUAUAGAUGGAUUGGCACUCUUGUGGUCGUGCUUAUCUACUGUUUGAGGAUUUACUAUCUUAAGGGAUUCUACUACAUCACCUGUCUUCUUGGAGUCUACCUUGUGAUUCUGUUUGUCGACUUCGUGACCCCUCUUUACCUUCCUGAUGAUGAUGAUGAUGAUGAUGAGGACUCUGAUGGGCCAACUCUUCCUAUUAGAGCUUCUGAUGAGUUUAAGCCUUUUAUUCGCUUUCUCCCUGAAUUCAAAUUCUGGUACUCCACGACAAAUGCUAUCUGCAUCGCCUUUCUCAUAACAUUCUUCUCGGUGUUUAAUGUUCCUGUCAACAACUGGCCAUUCCUACUAGUUAUCGAUUGGGUCGCUUGCUUUCUUAUACUGAUGAAUAAGCCGGUCGCCCACAUGCAAAAGUACAAUUACAGCCCUUGGAACUUCGGCAAAAAGGUUGACUCGAUUGCUCUUAAUUAUGAUUUAUAA
This is a messenger RNA of Microthlaspi erraticum, 585 nucleotides long. Lineage: Eukaryota; Viridiplantae; Streptophyta; Magnoliopsida; Brassicales; Brassicaceae. The record is from the annotation of a GenBank genome assembly.